AUGCCUCCUAAUCUUAAACCUAAUCUCCCUGCUGAUCUCGUUCUUGAUGCCGAACAACUAAUGGCAUUUGAAGAAAUGGGCGGACGAGAUGCAAUAACUUUCAAUCGUCUUGGGGAUAAUCAAAGUAGACUUGCUUAUAUCCAAGCACUCGUCAAUAAGAAAAAGAAUGGAAUGGAAAAAUCGGAAUUUGAAUUUCAGGCUAUAUAUUUCGUAACCUAUCUUUGUUUAACUGUUCUUAAAGAUCAGAAAAAUAAAAUCUUACCUUAUUAUUAUGAAGAAGAUGAAUAUGAACGGUUGAAUGAAUGGUUGAAAGAACGAUCGGUAAUAUGGACAGGUCGGUCCGUGGGUCAAAAUACAAAUGAGUGGUCAAAUGAACCGACACUUCGAGAUGAAAAUGAUAAGAAGCUCAAUCCUAAAGAAGAAAUAGAAUCCUUUUUUACAAUUGAACAAAUCGUGUAUCAUUUUCUUUGA
Molecule: messenger RNA, 471 nt
Organism: Funneliformis mosseae
Lineage: Eukaryota; Fungi; Glomeromycota; Glomeromycetes; Glomerales; Glomeraceae
Source: the annotation of a GenBank genome assembly